This is a messenger RNA of Galleria mellonella (greater wax moth), 3123 nucleotides long. RefSeq lists its product as uncharacterized. Gene Ontology annotation, cellular component: nucleus. The transcript is spliced from 4 exons. The coding region runs from base 146 to 703 and encodes 185 amino acids. NCBI's taxonomy places the organism in Eukaryota, Metazoa, Arthropoda, Insecta, Lepidoptera, Pyralidae. Gene Ontology annotation, biological process: maturation of SSU-rRNA from tricistronic rRNA transcript (SSU-rRNA, 5.8S rRNA, LSU-rRNA). The record is from RefSeq and is a predicted model, not a curated record.
GUGACGCCGUCAAUCAGAUAAAUUUUAAUCUGGUCAAUAGGUUAUAAAAUGUGUUUUCUACCAAUUUCCUUUAUUUAAUAAAUCAUUUAAAUUAAAUUAAGAUUAUUAUUAAAUUAAACAUUUUUAGUCGACAAUAAUAGUAGCCAUGUUGUAUGAUGAUUUCAAACCUAUCGUUGAUCUUGUACUAAACAACUGGACGGCUUUACAACUUGCUGUGGAACAUGGAAUGGGUGCUCCUGGCGGAGAAAAGACAGCACAGUUGAUGGCAGUGUACAUAGCUCGAUACUGUGUGGAGAAUAUUGUAGACAGAGAUGAUCUCUCUGAACUCAUUGAGGAUUUGAUGGACGAGGAGUUUGACACUGUAUGCCAUGAUAAUUCACCUAAAGAAAUAGCCUCACUGUUGUUAUUGUUCCUUGGAAUGUUGAAGAAUGGCCAGCAUGAUGAGGUGAGAGCUCAAAUUGACGCUCUGCCGAAGUGCCAGAAAUGGCUAAGCCAACCAAUUCAUGACUCUGUUCCGCCACAGUGUCAUGGAAACCCAGAUGAUGACACUACGAGCAGUAGCAGUGAAGAGGAUGACUCUGAAAAUGAACAGAAUGACGAUGAAGCUUCAUCAUCAAACAUUAACCAUGGUCAGGAACCAAUGGAUGAAGAUGUACAAGUUGAGCCAGGCUGGACCGUAGUACGGACAAGAAGGAGGAAAUAGGGAUUGUUUAUUUUUAAUUGUUGUAUUUUGUAACUAUUAUUAUUUUAUUUAUAUGUUGCAUCAUCUGUUAACUGUCCACUGCUAAACAUAGCCUCCCCAUAAGGGAGGUUUUGCCAGCAGUUGACAUUUAUAUGAAUCAUGAAAAUACCCGACCAAUAAGUUAACCCAACAAUGGGGAGUCAACUAACUUGACGUCGUAAGAAUAAAUGGAUUGGGUAGAUACGACUCUCGUGUAUUUUACUUGAAUAUACAAAUAAACAUCUAAUGUACAGGACUUCCAAGGUAUGAGUUUUUCAUUAAAAAAAUUGAAGUUUGUGUGUACGUAGUCAUAUAUACUAUUGUCUGUGGAAUUUCUGAGUCGAUUGGUAUUUGUAUUUUUUUUAGUGAAGUUGAAUCCAAGAUGGUCUCGUGUAGUGUUGUUAGAAUUGAUGUUGGUUGUUAUGUUUAAAUAAUAUGUGUAUGAAUACAAGUCUAUGAAUAUAUACAAAUAUAUAAUAUAUAUAUAUAUAUAUAUAUAUAUAUAUAUAUAUAUAUAUAUGGUGAAUAUUGUUUCUGGUGUGUAGUAGGUGAAUGUCUAUGUAAUCAUGUGUUACUAUUAUGGAUAUCUAAAUAGAGGAGAUGGAUAAUGUUGAGCAUUUUGUAUGGGAACCGGAUAUCACCGCUCACUUGUCAUAUGACAGAUGUCAACUUGACACAAUCCUUCAAUCUAAGAAUUACCAUUGUAAUUAAUCUACCACUCGGUAUGUAUAACAGUUUUUAUCGUCGGCGCAAUUGCAAUGACUACAAAAUGCUUAUUAAUAGGGCUCAUUAUAUUUUCAAAAUCUAUAUUUUUUUUAUUAAUAUUUAGAAAUUUAGAUAGGCCUAAGACUAAGUUCGGAUAUUUUUUAAUAUCGAAACAAUCUGACUCGAACUUAUUAUAUCGAUAUUCGAUAAAUUUAUCAAACACUAUUACGUCAAUCACUAAGCUCGGUAAUAAAACAAUAUUGAAUUUAAAUAUGGAAUUAUUUUAAAAUUCAUUUAAAAAUAGAAACUAGAAUAAGAUUGUGAAAUUAUCGGUGGAAUGUAAUUCCUUGUGUUAAGUUUAGAGGCUCUCUAUAAAUAAGGAAACAUUUACCUACCGACAUCAAAAAGGAGGUUCUCAAUUCAGUCGUUUUUUUUAUGGUUGUUGCCUCAUAACUUCAUCAGUUCUAAAUCGAUUUGGAAAAUUAUUUUUGUUUCUCUUAAAAAUAUUAUUACAAAUUGGUCCUAUAGAAAUUUUAUCAAAAGUGGUUACUAAACUACUGAGUUUAUUAUUAAAAUAACUAGUUUUGUCAUAAAUAAAGUAAAUUUUUUUUGUAUGACACGAUCUAUAAUUACGUAUUGUAAUAAUUUAAGAAUUGCGGAGCAUCUCAGACAACCUUUGCGGAAAGUAGAUGGAAUGUGUAUGAGGGAACAUCGGUCUAUUCGCUCUUAUAAAAAUAUUAUUCGUUAUCAUCUAUCUGUAUAUGUCUAUAGUUACAAUAGACAAUAUUAACUUGUAAGAAAUCUCAAAGAGUUUAUCAGAUUAUUUAUUGUAUGUAUUUAGUAAGAAAUGAGACAAAUAUUUAUUCUUCUUUAUCUAUCUGCUAAUUGAUCAGCCUUUUUGAACAAAUGGCAAACAAAUGUAUGGAUAUGUUUACGCUACCUGAGAUAUAAUGAAACAGCAAUCUCAGCGUCUUUUUUCCAUAUAUGAGGUGGCGAAAACGUAUCUACUGGUUCAUAUCCCAUUUGUUUUGGAGUGUAAGUUAAGUAGACAAAGUAAAAUUAUCAUGUGAACAUAUAUGGAAAAUAUAAUAUGUAUGAAAUUGAUUCAAUAGUGGCAUGGUCUCCUAGUCAAUUGACAUAAUGUGUACUCAUAGAUAGAGGCAAUGUGGAUCCCCAUGGUUACGACCUUGCAGUCUGAGGGACCUCGUUCCUUCAAGCUUUUUUUUUUUCACUUUUUUAAUUGUUUUACGUAACCAAAAAGCUUUAUUCCACCAUUACCCAUAGAAACCUAAUCCGAAUCUAAAAUCCUCUAGGUUUUAGUCUACGUGUGUGUAUGUGUAGGUUACAUUUCGUGAAAAACAUGUGUUGGAUUAGAAAAAGAAAAUUGAAAUUAAUGUUGUUGUCAUUAAGGUUCUAUUUUAGUAGUUAAAAAAUGUAUUAACAUUUAAAAAUGGACCUCUUAAAAUAAACUACAUUUAUAUUCCCAAGGAAUUCCUUCCUGAAAUUUUUGAAUUUUUUAUCCAAUGUUCCAUUCAAAGAUAAUAUUCUAUUUUUUAUUACAAUACUAGGUAUUUUCCUAGUGUUUCUCGUGGUACUAUUACCCACUUAUCUACAGCUGUUUUAAGUAAAGAAAUAACUCUUAGUUCUAUGUAUGGAUGUUUACAAGAAAUAAAAAACAAUAUAAAUGUAUAAGAUCA